AUUUGUUGAUCCUCAAAGUUAACAAUACAUCAUAUUGAACAAUAAGUAGUAGAAUGAAAUCAUUAUUGAUUUUAUGUUAUUAAAAUGUUAUUAUUUUUUGUAUAAAUUAUCUAGGUAUUUGAAUAAAAUUUCAUGGAACAAUCAAUCCGUGUUCCUAACAUCAUAGUCAAAAUACUGCUAGAACGCUGUGUUGUAUUUUUCCAUUUACGAUUUACUAAUGUUAGGUUAUGAUUACUAGUUCUGGUCUUCUCGUUCUUCUUCCUUUUCGAAGUUUGCAGUUCAACGUGUAAGCUCAAUUUUCGGAUAAAAUGGUGAGUAAACGUUUUAUAUCAACCAUUUCUUGACUUAUUAAAACAUAAAAAUAAUAUUUCACAAAGUUAUAAAAGUAUUUUACUAAAUUAAGAAUAAAUUAAUAUAGGGUAAUAGUUUUCUCUUGGCCAUGCUCUAUGCCGUUCAUGUACCACACAGAGUAUAUAUAUAUCUGUGAUACAUUAAGAUUUUAUUUGUAAAUUAUUACAAUAUUUUUAUAAAUUUUUCAUAUAAAGAACGUUUAUUGAACACAUUCAAUCUAUAUAUUAAGUACAAAAAACAAAUUUGAUUUUUGUUAAAAUGUGUCAUAAAGAAAUACCCGUCGUCGACCUUUACUGUGUAAACCUUCUGUGUGACCAUUAAAUUUGUAGGUUUUUUAUAGGGUAAAAUCUAUGUGAAAAAAGUACAAUUUUUGUUAAAAUUAACAAAGUUAUUAAUUAAUGCCGUUUGGCGUUUAUUUUAAUAAAAUAAAUACAAAUUAUCUAUACAUUUCAAUGUAUAAUAACAAAUAGUCUAUGUACUUGUUAAUAACAACCAGAUUCAAAUUACAUUUUUCAUUAGGUAUUGUAUAUCUCACUUUACCGUAAAAAAAAAGGUUUUUGUAUGUAAUAAAUUUUAAUCUGUUUGCGGUUGCGUAUUUGGGGGAUGCUCUGGCGUUAAAUAUCUCACCCUCUAAUUUUGGUUAAUUGUAGGAAUUAUAUCAUGUAUAUUUGAGUAUCUAUGAAAAAAUAUAUUUCUCAACAAAAAAUUUUUUUUCUACACGUACAUUAAAAGGAAUUAAAUUUCAAAUUGUUUCUUUGUUUUAAUACAUUUAUAAAUUUAAUACCUGUAUAAAAUGUGCACAGUUUUAUAAUUAAUAAUGUACAAUAUUAUUUUUACUAUUUAGCCUUUCAAGAGAUUUGUUGAGACAGGCCGUGUGGUCUAUGUUGUUGAGGGUCCAUACAAAGGCAAAAUAUGUUGCAUAGUAGACUGUAUUGACCAAAAAACUGUAAUUAUUUAAAUACUAUUUACUAUUUUUUUUUUUUUUUUAAAUGCUAUUGUCUUUUCAUCUUUAAAUUGUGCUCGAUUUAUAGGUGUUGGUUGAUGGUCCUGAAUCUGGAGUCCCCAGAUCUAAAAUGCGUAUCAGCCAAAUUCACCUAACCAAAUUUAAGGUAAACUUCCCAUACAAUGGAUCAACCAGAACUGUGCGUCAAGCAUGGAUCAAAUCUGAUUUGAGCAAUUUGUGGAUCAAGAGUAGAUGGGCUGAGAAAGCUGCCAACAGAGAAAAAGUUAGUACAGAGUUUAAUUAUUUUAUAUCAUUAUACUAAACUUUAUAUUUAAUACAUUUUAGCGUGCUUCUUUGGGCGACUUUGAAAGGUUCAAGCUUAAGAGGGCCAGAAGAAUUAGAAACAAGAUUAGGACUAAUGUUUACCAAGCUCUGUUUAAUAAAACUUACUGUCCAAAAAAGAAGGUAGUAAAGAAGCCUAAAGAAGAAGUUAAAGCAGAAUAAAUUUGAGUUUGAAUUCAUGUAAAUUGUUUUUUUUCUUUUAGUUUAGUCAUUUUAUUUGACUUGCUAAAGUUUUAUAAUUCCUAAACCUAAUUCCUCGUUAUGUAUACUGUAUAUAGUUUAUUUUCUCAGAUGACAUAAUAUUAUCUAUGUAUGACUCGUUUGAUCGUGAUUUUUUAAAUU
This is a messenger RNA of Cinara cedri, 1978 nucleotides long. The record is from the annotation of a GenBank genome assembly. Lineage: Eukaryota; Metazoa; Arthropoda; Insecta; Hemiptera; Aphididae.